This is a messenger RNA of Zophobas morio, 399 nucleotides long. RefSeq lists its product as uncharacterized. The record is from RefSeq and is a predicted model, not a curated record. Gene Ontology annotation, molecular function: protein binding. The transcript has 2 exons. The coding region runs from base 13 to 339 and encodes 108 amino acids. Lineage: Eukaryota; Metazoa; Arthropoda; Insecta; Coleoptera; Tenebrionidae.
UAAGAUUUUACGAUGUUUCACAUUUUGCCUUUCGUAGCCGCUAGUGAAUUUGCUCUGCCAAAUUUACCGGUAGAGAUUUGGGUCAUCAUCCUGAGGUGUUUGGACCCACGGUCACUUGUGACUGCUACCAGAUCCGUCGACCGGUGGGAACGCAUCACCCGGGGCGACCCAGUUUUAAGCAAGACCCUCAAGAAGCAACUGCUGUUGGAAAAACGAACACGCCGGGAGGAGAUGCUGAUUCGGGGACUUGUGAUUUUCAUAAAUAGGACAGCGUUCGGAGGAGCCAAUAAGAUUCUUCGUCCCCAGAACAAACACCACAAUACCCGCAGGAGAAAAUAAAACGUCGUCAACAUAAUAAUGAUGUCAUUAUGAGAUGUUAAUAAAACCUAUUUUAUUAUA